AUGGUGAACAAUUUCUCCCAAGCUGAGCCUGUGGAGCUGUGUCACGAGAACGUGAACGGAUCCUGCAUUUAAACUCCUUACUCACCACGUCCUCGAGCUAUCCUCUAUGCUGUCCUUGGUUUUGGGGCUGUGCUGGCAGUGUUUGGAAACUUACUGGUCAUGAUUGCUAUCCUCCACUUCAAACAACUGCACACACCUACAAAUUUUCUGAUCGCGUCGCGCUGUGCUGACUUCUUGGUGGGAGUCACUGUGAUGCUCUUCAGCACAGUGAGGUCUGUGGAGAGCUGUUGGUACUUUGGGGACAGUUACUGUAAAUUCCAUACAUGUUUUGACACAUCCUUCUGUUUUGCUUCUUUAUUUCAUUUAUGCUGUAUCUCUGGUGAUAGAUACAUUGCUGUUACUGAUCCUCUGAGCUAUCCAACCAAGUUUACUGUGUCAGUUUCAGGGAUAUGCAUUGUUCUUUCCUGGUUCUUUUCUGUCACAUACAGCUUUUCGAUCUUUUACACUCAGGCCAACGAAGAAGGAAUUGAGGAAUUAGUAGUUGCUCUCACCUGUGUAAGAGGUUGUCAGGCUCCACUGAAUCAAAACUGGGUCCUACUUUGUUUUCUUCUAUUUUUUAUACCGACUGUCGCCAUGGUGUUUAUAUAUAGUAAGAUAUUUUUGGUGGCCAAGCAUCAGGCUAGGAAGAUAGAAAGUACAACCAGCCAAGCUCAGUCCUCCUCAAAGAGUUACAAGGAAAGAGUAGCAAAAAGAGAGAGAAAGGCUGCCAGAACCUUGGGAAUUGCUAUGGCAGCAUUUCUCGUCGCUUGGCUACCAUAUGUCAUUGAUGCAGUGAUUGAUGCUUAUAUGAAUUUUAUAACUCCUCCUUAUGUUUAUGAGAUUUUAGUUUGGUGUGUUUAUUAUAAUUUAGCUAUGAACCCCUUGAUAUAUGCUUUCUUUUACCCAUGGUUUCGGAAGGCAAUAAAACUUACUGUAAGCGGCAAGGUCUUAAGGAGUGAUUCGUCAACAACUAAUUUAUUUUCUGAAGAAGUAGAGACAGAUUAA
Messenger RNA from Piliocolobus tephrosceles (Ugandan red Colobus), 1044 nucleotides. RefSeq names its product trace amine associated receptor 9 (gene TAAR9). The record is from RefSeq and is a predicted model, not a curated record. Lineage: Eukaryota; Metazoa; Chordata; Mammalia; Primates; Cercopithecidae. Gene Ontology annotation, biological process: G protein-coupled receptor signaling pathway. Gene Ontology annotation, cellular component: membrane. Gene Ontology annotation, molecular function: trace-amine receptor activity.